AUGACUUCCAAUAGUCAUACAGUCUAUUAUAUAGAGUCAUACUUGAUAUAUUGUGUGAGAGCUGACAUUGAGGACCACAGCGAUGAGUUGGAGGAUGUAAUCAUUAGAGAACACAAUGCUAUUAGAAAAUUUCACCGGGCUCAUCCAUUGGACAAAAUUACUGAUAAUGAAUACACUAGAAAUCGUUGUAAAGCUAAAGUGGGACAUCCAUUAUCAUUUUCACCUCCCGGUGCUGAUUCUCAAUAUGGAGAAAAUGUCUAUCGAAUGAAUGGCAAAAGUUUGGAUUAUAAAAAGGUGGCCGAUUUGGUUGUAUUAGCAUGGAGUAAAUCUAAAAAGGAUUAUAAGUGGGAACAAGAAAACCCAGAGUCAAAACAUCUCAGUUUUACACAAAUGAUUUGGAAAGACACCAAAAAGAUUACAUGUGCCAUAUGUGGACAAAAAGUCAAUAGUAAAGUAGAGGCCACUAUUGUAUGCAAUUAUUUACCCCCCGGUAAUAUCAAAAAUAAUUAUAAGAAAAACGUAUUGGAAUCCAUGGGUAGGACUGCAUAUGAGAUCGAAAAACCGUGGUUUCCAAAUUCAUAA
Molecule: messenger RNA, 582 nt
Organism: Oppia nitens
Lineage: Eukaryota; Metazoa; Arthropoda; Arachnida; Sarcoptiformes; Oppiidae
Product: ectin-like
Exons: 5
Coding region: 1-582 (193 amino acids)
Source: RefSeq, a predicted model, not a curated record